AGCUACUUAUAGCUGCUUUUGUAGGGAUCCACUAGGUGCUUUUGUUUGCUGCAGCCAGGUCCCUUCAGUUUUCCCGACAUGGCUGAACAGAGCAAACCUGCACCUAGUAUGAACGAAAUCCUGGAUAAGGCCACCAAGAAGGCUUUGAGUGGUGGUAUCGCUGGCAUGGGUGCACAAGCUAUCAAUGUCCUCACGCUGAUGUGGAUGCGAACCAUCAUGAACUAUCAGUAUCGCUAUGGUGGAACCUUCAAGGAGGUCGUCACGAAGCUCUAUGCCGAAGGCGGCAUUCCCCGCUUCUACCGAGGCUUGGCGCCUGGACUCAUCCAGGCUCCGGUGUCCCGCUUCGGCGACACCGCGGCGAACGAUGGAGCAUUGGCCGCGCUAGAGCACACGACGUUGCCCACCGCCGCCAAGACCAUGUGUGCAUCGGCUGCCGCAGCAGGCUUUCGCCUGUUCCUUAUGCCAAUCGAUGCCUGGAAGACCACCAAGCAGGUGGAAGGAAAGGAUGGCCUCAGAAAGCUGGUGGAGAAAACUAAGAAGCAUCCCACCGCCUUGUGGCAAGGAGGCGUCGGAGCCAUGUCCGCCACCUGGGUCGGCCACUACCCAUGGUUCUACACCAACAAUCAGCUUCGUGAAUCGCUGCCUCAGUUUGACUUUCCUUAUGGCAAGUACGUGAGAAAUGCCUUCAUUGGAUUCUGUUCAGCGGCCGUCUCCGACACUUGCUCGAAUUCCUUGCGAGUGCUGAAGACCACGCGUCAGACUUCUUUGGAGCCAGUACUGGGCUCAGCCAAGCAGAUCAUUGCCAAUGAAGGCUAUGCGGGGCUGUUCGGACGUGGACUGAAGACACGGAUUUUGACCAACGGGGUCCAGGGCGCUCUGUUUACUGUUGGUUGGAGGGCCAUCUCAGAACACCUGAAUAAGCCCGCACAAUGAUUCCUGCGCACCCUUCCUGCGUUGGAUGUGUAUCUAAUCCUUUCCCUCUCAUCCUGUGCUCGGACUGUGAGAUGAACUUGAGCCCGACUGCACGGUGAUGUAUCCAAACCUGCUCGACAGACCGAAAAGAGAGUGCGCUGCAGGGGCUUGGGGC
Molecule: messenger RNA, 1087 nt
Organism: Durusdinium trenchii
Lineage: Eukaryota; Dinophyceae; Suessiales; Symbiodiniaceae
Source: the annotation of a GenBank genome assembly